AUGGAUCCGCAUAAUCCAAUUGUCCUCGAUCAAGGUACCGGUUUUGUGAAGAUCGGCCGUGCCGGUGAGAACUUCCCUGACCACACUUUCCCAUCAAUUGUUGGUAGGCCCAUCUUAAGAGCUGAAGAGCGUGCCAAUGUGUCGACCCCGUUGAAAGAUAUUAUGAUUGGUGACGAGGCUAGUGACGUACGUUCCUACUUACAGAUCUCGUAUCCUAUGGAGAAUGGUAUCAUCAAGAAUUGGACUGAUAUGGAGCUCCUGUGGGACUAUGCAUUUUUUGACCAGAUGAAAUUACCAACGACUUCCAAUGGUAAGAUCCUUUUGACAGAGCCUCCAAUGAACCCAGUGAAAAAUAGAGAACAAAUGUGCGAGGUUAUGUUUGAAAAGUACGAUUUCGGUGGGGUUUACGUCGCAAUUCAAGCAGUCUUGGCGCUUUAUGCCCAAGGUUUGUCGUCGGGUGUGGUCGUAGACUCUGGUGAUGGUGUUACGCAUAUCGUGCCCGUUUACGAGUCUGUGGUUUUGAACCAUUUGACCAGAAGAUUGGACGUUGCUGGUAGAGAUGUGACCAGACAUUUGAUUGAUCUUCUCUCGCGCCGUGGGUAUGCUUUCAACAGAAGUGCAGAUUUCGAAACCGUCCGUCAAAUAAAGGAAAAGGUGUGUUACGUCUCCUACGAUUUGGAUCUAGAUACAAAGCUGGCAAGGGAGACCACGACGCUAGUUGAAAACUACGAAUUACCCGAUGGUAGAGUCAUUAAAGUGGGUCAGGAAAGAUUCGAGGCACCCGAAUGUCUAUUCCAACCCAGUCUUGUUGAUGUCGAGCAAGCUGGUGUAGGCGAGCUACUUUUCAAUACUAUUCAAACAGCUGACGUGGACAUUAGAAGUGCGUUGUAUAGAGCUAUCGUGCUCUCCGGUGGUUCUAGUAUGUAUCCUGGUUUGCCUUCGCGGUUAGAGAAAGAGUUGAAGCAACUAUGGUUUACGAGAGUGCUACAUAAUGAUGCAUCAAGACUGGAUAAAUUCAAGGUGAGGAUUGAAGAUCCACCAAGAAGGAAGCACAUGGUAUUCAUUGGAGGUGCCGUUUUAGCGAAUAUAAUGGCUGACAAGGAUCAUAUGUGGCUAAGUAAACAGGAAUGGCAAGAAAGUGGUCCUGCUGCUAUGGCCAAAUUUGGACCUAGAUAG
Molecule: messenger RNA, 1176 nt
Organism: Torulaspora delbrueckii
Lineage: Eukaryota; Fungi; Ascomycota; Saccharomycetes; Saccharomycetales; Saccharomycetaceae
Gene: ARP2
Product: actin-related protein 2
Exons: 2
Coding region: 1-1176 (391 amino acids)
Biological process (GO): Arp2/3 complex-mediated actin nucleation
Cellular component (GO): actin cortical patch; Arp2/3 protein complex
Molecular function (GO): actin filament binding
Source: RefSeq, a predicted model, not a curated record